Messenger RNA from Oxyura jamaicensis (ruddy duck), 2761 nucleotides. RefSeq names its product glucocorticoid modulatory element binding protein 2 (gene GMEB2). The record is from RefSeq and is a predicted model, not a curated record. The transcript is spliced from 8 exons. Gene Ontology annotation, cellular component: nucleus. Gene Ontology annotation, molecular function: DNA-binding transcription activator activity, RNA polymerase II-specific; RNA polymerase II cis-regulatory region sequence-specific DNA binding. Bases 161 to 1519 code for a protein of 452 amino acids. Gene Ontology annotation, biological process: positive regulation of transcription by RNA polymerase II. NCBI's taxonomy places the organism in Eukaryota, Metazoa, Chordata, Aves, Anseriformes, Anatidae.
AACGGAGGUCACAGUUCCACGUUGCUUAAUUUUGCCUAUUUUUCUCUUUCUUACCAGCGGUGACAUAAAUGAAGACACACUGGAGACGGAAAACGCUGCCGCCGCGGCCGCCGCUGCCUUUACAGCAUCUACACACCUGAAGGAAGCGGUCUUAGUGAAGAUGGCUGAAGAUGAGGACACUUUGGAGGCAGAGAUUGUGUACCCCAUCACCUGCGGAGACAGCAAAGCCAACCUCAUCUGGAGGAAAUUUGUCUGCCCUGGGAUCAAUGUGAAGUGUGUGCAGUUCAACGAUCGCCUCAUUAGUCCCAAGGAGUUUGUCCACUUGGCGGGCAAGUCGACCCUGAAGGACUGGAAGCGGGCAAUCCGUAUGAACGGGAUCAUGCUCCGGAAGAUCAUGGACUCGGGGGAGCUGGAUUUCUACCAGCACACUAAGGUCUGCUCCAACACGUGCCGGAGCACCAAAAUCGACCUGACUGGAGCCAGGGUGUCUUUGACCAGCCAGACCUCAACAGAGUACAUUCCUCUCACUCCCGCUUCUGCAGAUGUCAACGGGUCCCCAGCUACGAUUACCAUAGAAACGUGCGAGGAUGCCAGCGAUUGGACCACCAGCAUCGGAGACGACACGUUUGCCUUCUGGCAAGGCCUGAAGGACGUGGGUCUUCUGGACGACAUUAUCCAUGAGUUCCACCAGGAGCUGGUGGAGACCAUGAAGGGCUUGCAGCAGCGAGUGCAGGAUCCCCCGCUGCAGCUCGGUGAUGCCGUCUUGCUCAACAACGUCGUGCAGAACUUCGGCAUGCUGGAUCUGGUCAAGAAGGUCCUGGCCAGCCACAAGUGCCAGAUGGAUCGCUCGAGGGAGCAGUACACGCGGGAUUUGGCAGCUUUGGAGCAGCAGUGCGAUGAGCACCGCAAGCGGGCGAAGGAGCUGAAGCACAAAUCGCAGCACCUCAACAACGUGCUGAUGACUCUCACUCCCGUCUCCGUCCCCACGCCUUUAAAACGCCCCCGGCUCACCAGGGCCACCUCCGGACCAGCUGCCAUCACCUCUCAGGUCCUGUCCCAGCCAGCGCAGAUCGCCGUCGCCCCGGCCGUGCCCGUGUCCCAGCUCGCCAGCCUGCCUCUCGGCAAAGUGGUCUCCACCCUCACGCCCUCGGUGCUGGGGAAGAGCCCGUCCCAGCCGCCCGCCGCCAGCUCCCCGGCCUCCCCCCUGCUGGGCGGCUACACCGUGCUGGCCUCUGCCGGCGCCUCCUUCCCCAGCGCGGUGGAAAUCCACCCGGACGCUCCCAACCUGACGGUGCUGAGCACGGCGGCGGCUCAGGACGGCAGCACGGUGGUGAAGGUGGUGAGCCCCUUCCAACUGCUCACGCUGCCGGGGCUCGGCACCGCCAUCCAGAACGUGACGCACGUGGCCACCGCCGGCGGCAGCGCGGUGCUGACCGUGCCGCCCGAGGGCCCCGUGGCCGAGCACGCCGCUGCCACCAUCGAGGUGACGGCGCUGGCCGACGAGGCGGAGCAGAAGUGAAAGGGGGACCUGGCCUGGAGGGACGUUCGUCGCGGCGCUCUGGGUGGAACUGCCUUUUCUCUGUCUGCGCUGCAGGGAGAGGAGCGGGGUAACGAGCGGCACGGGGUAACGAGACUCAGAGCGGCUGGAGCUGGGAACGAGGAGGUGCAGGUCAGACAGGGGGAGGAAGGAUGCCCAAAGAAGGGAGGCAAAAUGCUCUGCCCUGUUCGGAGGAAAGGAGGGGGGAAAAAAAAGGCUUAAGUUUUUAUAAAGCUUUCCUCCCUGCUCUCUUGGAAUAGUUAUUCCACGCUUGUCAGCCCGGCCGCGGCUGGAGCAGCUGUGUCGGAGGAGCAGGGGCGCAGGGCGAAGAGGCGAAGGUGGUAGGAGGAAGAUGAAGGAAACACAAAAGUGCUGAGCAGGCCCAGAUCUGGCUGCUGAGGGCCUGGCGGGAAGUGAUGGGAUGAGCAGGGAGCCGGCUGCUUUCCCUGUCCCACCCCUGUGGGACGGGAACACGGGUGGGUUUGUCCGUGGGUCACCUGCAGCCGUGAGUUCAGACCGGGGCCACCCUCAGUGUGUGGCUGUGGGCCCCAGCCAGACCCCGGCUUCUGCAGGGGACACGGGGUGCUGGUGCCGUGAACAACCGUGCGGCCACAGCGGGCUUCCCAGGGCCUGAGAGGGGAGGGACCUGUCCCAGGUUGAGAUUCCCCAAGGAACAGAGGAACGCAGAGGGCUGGGAAGAGCUGUAGCUUCUGAGGAUUUAGGGUCUCUUUCUAUUUUUCUUCAAGAAAAGAAAAAAAUCCGUUGUUUGGGAUUCUUUUUUUUUUUUUUUUUUACUCAAAGGGUGAUUUUUAAGCAAAGCCCUUCUGGCUGCCAACACGCCACGUUAAGGCAGGAGGGGCAGCGGGUCUGCGUCAGCGGAGUUCAGCGACGGCGCUGAGCGGGCUGCAGCCCCGUGCCCAGACCCCAGCAUUAUCCUGCCGGGUGUCUCUGCUGCCGCUCUCGUUGUCCCCCACCUUGCUGGGAGAAGAUGCUCUGGGGGCUGCGGGAAUGGGGUGCUCAGCUCAGCUCCACCUUUGAGGGUUCAACUCACUGCGAGUCUCCCAACUGUUCCCGUGUGCGGGCGCGCGCCGGCAGCGUGCGGCCGUGUUGACACCGUCUCCGGCUGGGAGGAGCUGGGUGCUUGGAGUGGGGGUUUUCUAUGAACUCGAUCUGGCAGCAGCAAUGACAGGUCACUUCAAGGAGCUAAUAAAUAUUUUUUUGGAA